Messenger RNA from Exophiala oligosperma, 1888 nucleotides. RefSeq lists its product as uncharacterized. The transcript has 2 exons. NCBI's taxonomy places the organism in Eukaryota, Fungi, Ascomycota, Eurotiomycetes, Chaetothyriales, Herpotrichiellaceae. The record is from RefSeq and is a predicted model, not a curated record. The coding region runs from base 190 to 1536 and encodes 448 amino acids. Gene Ontology annotation, cellular component: cytoplasm.
CUCUUUGAUUGAACGCCUCCAAUUCCAUAACCACCAAGUUACCAACCUCAGUCGUGUGCUCAAGUUGACCCACUAAUGUGCUGGUAUGAUUUGAAGUUAUUGUAAACUAUCACAGGGGCUUGAGCUUUACAUCUCGACCCUUUUAUCCGUACCUCUAACUUGCUCGACCUCAUUGUCCAAGUUGACACCAUGGAUCUCGCCUACGACCACAUCACCGAACAAGCAUUCACCACCGGCGAUAGAGCCACGACACCCACUCCAUCGACCUCCGACACCACUCAAUCAGGCGGUGGCGAGCCUGCAACACCGAAAGCGACCCUACAAACGGAAUUCCAGGAGACCUUCAAAGCCUUUAGCAACUCCGCAUGGGGCGCGCGACUUGGCGGCAUCUGGGGCAAUGUCAGAAAACAAGGAGAAAGUGUGUAUGAGGAGGCCCGCAAAGAGGCAGCAGAGAUGGCCACUGAGGUGGAGGCGUUGAGAACAAAAGUGGUUGGACUUGGCUUUGGACAGUCAGAGGCGUCCACUGCGUCUGGGACUUCGGACUCGUCUUCCGUAGUGACCGCGGAAGCCAAUGUGGACAAUACGGGAGACAAGAGACCAGAAGGUGAACAGAGUAUUGAGGAAAAAAAUAAAGUCGAUCAAGAGACCGAGACCUUUCUAGAACGCUUCAAGCACGAGGCGGCGAAACGGCUGAAAGAGGUGCAACGUGCCGAGGACGCCGCAGACGAGGCAUUGCUGCGGUUCGGCACGAAUAUUCGCAAUUUUUUGAGAGACGCAGUCAGUGUGACGGCACCAGAAGAGGGUGGAGAGGGACGCAGACAGCCUGGCGAGGUGCUCUUCGAGAGCAAGGAUCAGAGUGGCCGUCGGGUGAUACACACGAGUCGAUUCGACGCACAAUUGCAUGUCAUUCACACCACGCUCCACAGCUUCACCCAAGACCCCAGUACCAGUGGUGGACAGUGGGAAGAGUUUAAAAGUGGGUUUGACAGUGCAAGUGCCGACACGACGAGCAGGAUUGCGGCCGAUUUGGAUAAGUACCCUGAAUUAAGACGCAGUAUGGAGAAGCUGGUACCGGAACAGGUCGACUACAAGGAUUUCUGGGCCAGGUAUUACUUCCUGAGGCAUGUCGUGGAGGUACAAGAAGAGAAGAGGAGGGAGUUAUUGAAAGCAUCAGCGAACGACACCGAAGAAGUCGGCUGGGAUGAAGACUCUGAUGACGACCAAGUAGAGAAGCAAGACGGCACACAGCAAAAGGCUCCGAAAGUCCUCGUUGCUCAGAACACGAAUGACAGUUCAACCACACUACAUCAGACCCCCACCGCCCAGGAUCCAGGCUCAUUGAAGCCAGAUAGCUCAGGACGACGAUCGCACGACGAGAAGUCUGUGGCGGACAGCGACGCCAGCUAUGACCUCGUCAGUGGAGCUACGAGUCGUGCGCCAGGGAGCCCGAAGGAUGAUGUAGUGGGAGGAGCAAAGGGUGCUACAGGUGUUGGUGCCGACAAGAUUGACGAGAGUGACGAGGAGGAUUGGGAGUAAAGCAUUGACCUCGUCGGUGGUCAUUCAUCAUCACAUGCUUCCAUUGGCGUGGCUGAGUCGGAUACAAGGCUUGGGCUUGAUGGAUUUUGAUUUCACAUUCCGUCACGCGGCUCAGACUUUAUUACUCCGUUCCAGGGUCGGCGAAAAGGAGUAGAAGCAGGUGAGCAGUGAGAGGGAAGGGCACAUACGGAGUUGUUUAGUUUGUAUUUUGAUACCCCUGUACGGAGUAAUUGUCUUUGACACGGGAUCAUAUUGCUUUGUUGCUUGUUACUCGUGGUCUUGUCCUUGUAUCUAGGCAAAUGUGUAUAUCUUGUUGAUCUCCUUGUAACAAGAGUGGUAUCCAUAGUGUUCG